Sphaeramia orbicularis (orbiculate cardinalfish) is the source of this 5807-nucleotide messenger RNA. RefSeq names its product sema domain, immunoglobulin domain (Ig), short basic domain, secreted, (semaphorin) 3E (gene sema3e). The record is from RefSeq and is a predicted model, not a curated record. Gene Ontology annotation, biological process: negative chemotaxis; axon guidance; semaphorin-plexin signaling pathway. Bases 855 to 3230 code for a protein of 791 amino acids. The transcript is spliced from 17 exons. Gene Ontology annotation, molecular function: chemorepellent activity; semaphorin receptor binding. Gene Ontology annotation, cellular component: plasma membrane. Lineage: Eukaryota; Metazoa; Chordata; Actinopteri; Kurtiformes; Apogonidae.
GGUGGACGCUGCCCAGAUGAGUAGCGGUGGUAAAAACCCAUCUUAACUGACUCACUGGGGUUUGAGCUGAGGUUUGGAUCCUCCCUGACUGUUGGAGCGUGAGCAGAGUUUGGAGCAAGAGCUUCACUUUCUUCCCCAGUGCAGAGAGACUGCACGCCAGGCACGAGGCUCUCUACUCCUCCCCUCUCCCACACUGCCUUUUCCUGGGCUCCCGUCCAGAGAAUGACUGGCUCCAGUGGACCCAAGAGGAGGAAUCCAGCCUGAAGAUACUGUGCAGCAGUUCCUGCUCUGCCUGCCUGCCUACUGGGACAGACAAACACGUUGAGCUUUUAUAAAUCAGCUGCUUCAACACCUUUGUUGGAUUCAUAGAUUUUAUUUAAUUUUUUAAUUUUUUUUUGUAAUUCUUUCAUCACAUCUGAAAUAGUCUAUCUGAGCUGGGCAUACAGACAGACAAACAAACAGACGGACUGACAUAUGGACAGAGAGCAGUGAGCACUGCGGCGUAAAUGUAGCAACUGGACUUCUCUUCUCCCUGGUUACUAAAACCAAACAAGGAUAAUAGCCAGAGCACUAUCGUGUCCACCGAGGUAGUGGGUGGAUGCAGCUUUCAGCAGACUGCUAUAGGGGAAACCAGAGACUGUAUAGAGAUACCUUCAGCUAAUUCACAUGGUGAUCAUCAAGAAAUGGACUGUUACCUGGCAGAUCCUUGUUGGAAUUCUAUACCAGAGACUAUUUUCCUAUUAAACAUCUUUAACAGAACAAAGAACUGUUGACUGUCUUUUCUUAGACUUUGCUGCUCAUGCUGAGUGGACUUGAACGCUUUUUGUGUAUAUGAACGUGGACUGUGUGUUUUGAUGAGGAUGGCAGAGUGUAUAAGGACUAUGCUUCUGACAGUGAUGCUGUAUUUGUCUCUGUGGGGUUCAGCUUGCACAGCCCACAGCAUCUAUCCAAGGAUACGGCUCUCCCACAAAGAACUUUGGCAGCUGAACAGGACGUGGGUUUUCCAGGGACAUGGAGCGUCUCUUCAGCCUCAGACCAUGCUGCUGGAUGAGGGGCAUGAAAGACUUUACGUGGGGGCCAAAAACGCCCUGUUCUCUCUCAGCCUUGACCGUGUUAACACACACCACAGAGAGAUUCAAUGGGCCAGCACAGAAUCUCAGAUUGAGGAAUGUUUGAUGAAGGGAAGGGAAAAGCCCGAGUGUGCAAACUACAUCAAGGUCUUGCAGCAGUAUAACCAGACACAUUUACUGGUCUGUGGAACAGGAGCUUUUAACCCUAUCUGUAGUCUGGUCAGAGUCGGACACACAGGGCAGGACAGGCAGUUUGUUCUCGAAGAGGAGAGUAUUACAAGUGGAAGAGGGCGCUGUCCGUAUGACCCCAACAGUCCCUGCACAUCUACACUGUCUAGAGGUGAACUGUAUAUUGGCCUGUACACUGACUACUGGGAGAAUGAUGGUGCUUUUUGCCGGCUUAACAACCAGACCUACACACGAACUGAAAGAGACGACAGGCAGCAGCUAAAUGAACCUAAAUUUGUUGGAUCAGCAGUUAUUCCUGACAACGAUGACAAGGACGAUGAUAAAGUUUACUUCUUCUUUACUGAGCGAGAGAUGGAUGCUGAGGGAAUGAAAAAGGCAGUCUAUACCCGUGUUGGAAGAGUCUGUGCGAACGACCAAGGAGGACAGAGGAUGCUGGUGAACAGAUGGAGCUCCUUUUUGAAAACUCGCCUUAUCUGCUCCGUGGCUGGAGCCAAUGGCAUCGAUACACACUUCGACGAACUCGAGGAUGUGUUUGUUCUCAAGAACAAGGAUGGGAAAAACCCUGAAAUCUUCGGUCUCUUCAGUACAACAAGUGCGGUGUUUAAGGGCUAUGCUGUGUGUGUCUAUCACAUGGAAGACAUCAGAGCAGCAUUUAAUGGUCCAUUUGCAUACAGAGAGAGACCUGAGCAUCACUGGACACCGUAUGAGGACAGAAUCCCCUACCCCAGACCUGGAUCUUGUGCCAGUAAAGUGAAUGGUGGGGGCUUCUCCAGCUCAAAGGAGUUUCCUGAUGAGGUUCUGCGCUUUGUGCGUUCUCAUCCUGUGAUGUAUCGUCCAGUCCUUCCCCAGCAUCGUAGACCUGUUUUACUGCAGACAGAGCCAGGCAGGAGAAGACUCACCCAGAUCGCAGUGGACAGAGUUCAAGCUCAAGAUGGACACUACCAUGUUCUUUACAUCGGCACUGAUGACUCAGUGGUCUUGAAAUUUAUCACCAUCUACAACAAAGACACAGACACUAUGGAGGAGGUGCUGCUGGAAGAGCUGCAAGUUUUCAAGGUUCCAGCCCCAAUAAGAGAGAUCAUAAUUUCACCUAAAAGGCAACAGCUCUAUGUAGGAUCAGAUGCAGGUGUGGCCCAGGUUCGGCUGCAUCAGUGUGACCUGUACGGCUCAGAAUGUGCAGACUGUUGUUUAGCCAGAGAUCCAUACUGUGCCUGGGAUGGCCUCACCUGCUCCAGAUACUACCCUGCUGGAAUCUACACAAAGAGCAGACGAUUCAGGCGGCAGGAUGUUCGCCAUGGCAACGCCGUCCAGCUGUGCAAUGGGCUGCAAAUUGAUGCUGAACAGUGGCUCCGAGCUGAGGAGAGGCUGGUAUAUGGAGUGGAGAACAACAGUACGUUACUGGAAUGUGUCCCUCGAUCACUUCAGGCCAAAGUCCUCUGGUUCCUACAAAAAGAGGGAGAGAAACAUGAGGUUCGAGGUGAUGAGAGGGUUAUUAUGACAUCUCAUGGUCUGCUCUUUUUACGUGUGAGAAGCUCUGAUGCCGGUGUGUAUGUGUGCCAGACAGUGGAACACGGAUAUGUACACACAUUACUGCGUCUGACUUUGCACGUGCUUCGAGGGGAGAAGGUGGAGUCAAUGCUGCACAAGGCUGAUGAUGGAGAAGGAGGGAAAACAGCAGCUCAGUGCCACUCCUCCACAAGCGCUGCACCAGGCCCCAGCAUUAGCCCUCGAGCUCUAGCACCGUCCUCAGUCCCAGGUCCCCACUCCAGAUUAUGGUACAAGGAGUUUCUCCAGCUGAUUGGCUACGGGGACGCCCAGAGAGUAGAAGAAUACUGCGAGAGAGUGUGGUGCUCUGAUAAAAAACGCAAAAAGACCAAGAGGAGGUACGUUCCAUCUGGCGGCGAGAAGAGAGCGAAAGGAAGGGGAGAUGAGAACUCCCACCGAGCGCCGAGACACACCACGGACACCUGAGGAGAACAGCAAUGUACUGCACAUCCCCACAGUUAUAUAUACACACACACACACACAUUGUCGAAAGGUCAGACUCACACAGUGUUUUCACCAUGUAAAAGCUUUUCACUUUGCUUUAUAUAAGAACACCGGCACAAAAACAACAACAACAACAACAGCAGCAGCAGCAGCCUGUCUGACGACUGCAGUUCCAUUUAUCACUCAGCAGUUUGACCAUGCUUUUUCCACUGGUGUAAAAUAAUUAUCUGGUGUAGACCCAAGGCGAAUACAAUAAACAUCAAUGUCAGUGCAGAGCAGAGGCCCCUAAGAGGAGAUGAAUGACUGAUUGAGCAAUAUUGCCCUCUGAUUUGGAGAGACAUAUCAGCUUCUGUGGCCUAUCCCAGUCCAAUUCAGCUGUCAAUCCAAACGCACACAGAGAACAGAAACCCCAGCAUCACCAUUAAACUAACAGUUUAUCAUAGUAGACUCUUACCAUAUCUUUUAUGAGUGAAAACAGAUGUUGAAUUUCAUGUUCAAGCUAAUGGCCUUUUUUUUUUUAAUCAUUUUUUGGUACUAUAAUAACUUAUUUUCUUUUUUUUUUUUCUCUGUUGACUUCUGUAGUUGUUUAGACAUCAUAAACUGGAAGAUAUCGUGUUGUUUUUUGUACAGUGAGAAAUGCUUUAAGCUUUACAAUACUGGUAAUUUGAUUAUAACGUGGUCAGAGCUGUGGUGUGUGGUUGUGGCCACAGUACAUACAAUAUAAAUGUUGCAAUGCCAUUGUUACGGAUAUUCAAGGUAUGUUUUAAUAAUAAUUAGGGUAUCGAUGAAAAUAAUUACUAUUUAAGCACUUGUAAAUCCUGUUUGUGUAGAUUAAGUGUUCCUAUCAGUGGAUAUUAUUGUUAUUGUGUCUGCUUUUACAUCUAUAAUUGUGAUCAAAUGUACCAACAGUAUUGUGCGUAUUGUAUAUUGUAUUUAUCUUAAAUUCAGGGUGGCCUUUAGUGCCCAUCUGUAACUAUAACUGUGUAUUUGAACAUUCAUCCAUCUCUACUGCCUGUUCCCUCCCUUUUUCUUUUCUCUCUUUUUCUGCCUCUUCUCUCUAUCAUGCCCCUUCAUUUCCCCUCUUUUGUUUGCCUCUGACAAUGUUGCAGAUGGGAUUCGUAAUUACCACAACAGACAGCAACGUCUGCUGGAAGGAAAAGGACAAAUAAAUGUUUGGGUAACCAUCCAUGCCAUUAGCAAAAACACUGAUGAGUCAGUGUCAUUAAUAUUCAGUUAAUGCUGAGAUGACAGAACAUCAUACGCUGAUGUUGAAGUGAAAUACACUGAAAUACGCUGUACACUGUAGUUGUCUAAUAAUAGUUUUGCAGACAUUUUUUUUCCAUGCUGUGCCUUAUUUAUCGUAUUUUUUGUCAUUUCAUCAUUCUGGCCUUGUAUUUUUACCAUAUUCAUAUUGGUGUAAAAACGAUACCUUGGUCUAAGUCAUGGCAUUAUAACAUAUCUACACCCAUAGACUAACCAUGUUGGAUGUCCUUUUUUUUUUUACCAUCUUUCCCUUGUGAACUUUUGGGACAAGGCUAUUUAUUAACAAUAACAAACUAGAUACAGUUGAACAUAAUUCAACUAAUCCUCACCCAACCCAGGAGAGUCUCAUGAUGCAAAAUGAUAUUGAAAAAUUUUUGCCAUUUCGUCAGAUAUUGAAUUCAAUACAACUAAGGGCCUGGUUAUUUUUUUUUAAGCUCACAGUGAUAUGUGCAUUGGGACACCGUACUCAUUCAAAUUCUGCCUAGGUCUACCUGAGUCGGUGGGGUGCUGAAGGCAUUUGAGAAUGGAAUUCAUGCUGCUGAUUUAUUCCACAUGGCUGCCAUAGCAACAGGCUCUGAACCAGUUCAGCUCCUCUCCUCAUCAAAGCACUCUCUUCCCUCUCUGUCAAGUUUAACACUGUUCCUUUGGCCCUUGGGCCCCUCAAGCCAAUGGUCCCUAUAGCCACUCAUAUAUCACACUCUAAUGUCUGAGCCCAGUUAGUUAAGCUUAAAAGAGCCUUCUCCUCUUUUGGGACUGAAGAUCCUGGAUGGAGCCUCUGACCUCACAGACAGAUGCCGUAUGCAUGACUUUGGGAGCAUAUGCAGAAAUAGAGCUAAAUCUGGGGCUGCUCAUAUUUCUUGAUGUCACACAUUUCAAGCUUCAAGGAGCCUAUUUGGUGUGAUGAAAUGCUAUAAAUCCCCUUAUUGAUCUACAAAUGGACUAAAGGUCAAAGGCCACUUCAAUAGAUAGGCAGCCCAGUCUUACAUUUGCUGUACCCUCUCCAUUUUACAGCUGUCUUGUCUGUUUUCCCAUCAUUGUUUCCACCAGAACCCAGUGUUCAAGGACGCUGUUGUUAUUAACAACAAUGUCAGAGAAGGAAGGAGAAGUUACGAAGUGGGUGGAGAACAAACACUUAAGGAGCCUUUACGGCUAAUAGCUGUCCACAUGUUCACCAUGUGUAGAGAAUGCUCUGUAUGUCUUGUGUUUUUGGAAUUUAUGACUGCAUUAGCAUACAAGCCUUCAUGGAUAUGCCUGCAUAAACAAGAAUAAAAGAGUCAGUUGACAGUUGUCAGUUGA